Messenger RNA from Nerophis lumbriciformis (worm pipefish), 2568 nucleotides. NCBI's taxonomy places the organism in Eukaryota, Metazoa, Chordata, Actinopteri, Syngnathiformes, Syngnathidae. The record is from RefSeq and is a predicted model, not a curated record.
AUGAUGGAGUAUUGGAGACAGUGCGCGCUGUGGUUGAUCAACUGCAAGGUGCUUCCAGCAAAUCAUCGGGUUACGUGGGAGACUGCGCAAGUAUUCGACUUGGCCCAAACCUUGCGAGAUGGGGUGCUUCUCUGCCACCUCCUCAACAACCUCAAGGCCCACUCUAUCAACCUGAAGGAGAUCAACCUGCGACCUCAAAUGUCACAGUUCCUGUGCCUGAAGAACAUCAGGACCUUUCUGGCGGCAUGCAAUGACAUAUUUGGCAUGAAGAAAAGUGAGCUGUUUGAGGCUUUUGACCUUUUUGAUGUCAGGGAUUUUGGAAAGGUGAUGGACACACUUUCUAAGCUUUCUCACACACCGACUGCACAACAAACUGGAAUCAGGUCUUUCCCUACUGAAGAAAGUGUUGAAGAUGAGGACAUCUACAACCACCUUGAGGACUUAAUAGAUGAGAACGGGGUGGAAGAUGAGGAGGAUCUGUAUGACUGUGUGUAUGAUGAUGAAGAGGGCGGCGAAAUCUACGAGGACCUUAUGAAAACGGACGCUCUCGUUCCCCAGGUGUUCCAAAAACAGGCAGAGAUUGACAUCAGGAGCUGCUGUUUGACAGAGAUCAAGCAGACAGAAGAGAAAUUUUCUGACACACUGGAUUCUAUAGAAAAGAACUUUAUGACGCCUCUCACUGUGUUUUUAUCCACGGCCGAGAUGGAAAAAGUGUUUGUGAAUAUUCCGGACCUGGUGAAAGUUCACAAAUGUUUACUGCAGGAAAUUCAAGACUCUGUCCAACACAGAAGUGCCCAAAAUCUUCACCAGAUCUUUAUUGCUUUCAAAGAAAGACAUUUUUUUUUGGGUCUACUGUUUCACAUUUUGUCACCUCUGUUUUUUCUAAUUAGAUUGCUAAUCUAUGGGAAAUACUGCAGCGAUGUGGAAACAGCAAUUGCCACUCUAGACAGCAUAUGCAAAGACAGAGAGGACGUACGGAUGAAACUUGAGGAGUGUUCUAAAAGAGCCAAUUAUGGUAAAUUCACUUUAAGGGAUUUGCUGGUGGUUCCCAUGCAGCGGGUCUUGAAGUACCACCUCCUUUUGCAGGAGCUCGUUAAGCACACUCAUGAUGCCACAGACAAGAGCAACCUGCGGAAGGCAUUAGAUGCCAUGAAGGACUUGGCCCAGUAUGUCAAUGAAGUCAAGAGAGACAAUGAGACGCUGCGUGAAAUAGAUCAAUAUCAAAAAUCCAUUGAAAACCUGAAUCAGCCUCUGAGUAACUACGGGCGACCCAAAGGUGACGGUGAAGUACGGGUGGCCUCAGUUGACAAACGUGCUAAACAGGACCGGCAUAUCUUCUUGUUCGAUGCUGCUGUUAUUGUUUGUAAGCGACGAGGAGAUAACUACGAGAUGAAAGAUGUGAUAGACCUGCACCUCUUUAAGAUCACGAACAACCCCACAUCAGAUCGGGAGAACCGAAAGUGGUCCUACGGAUUCUACCUCACUCAUAACCAGGGCCAGAAUGGCUUUGAGUUCUUCUUUAAGACCAAAGAGCUGAAAAAAAAGUGGCUGGAGCAGUUUGGCAUGGCCAUAUCCAAUAUUCAUCCUGAGCAUGCAACAAACAAUUUCCACGAGUUUCAUAUGCAUACUUUUGAAAGAAUUACCUCCUGCAAUUCUUGCCACAUGCUACUGAGGGGCAUAUUUAACCAGGGCUACCUAUGCUCUAAGUGCGGUCUAGGCGCUCAUAAAGAAUGCCUUGGCCGCCUGGGCUGCUGUGGGAAAACAGAUCCCGGCUCCAUCAGAACUCAGAUCAAAGACCGAGAUCCAGGUCUGCCCAAGAUGAUGGUGAUCAGAAACUACUUUGGUGUGCCCAGCCCUACUUCUGGUCCAGCCCUCAGCAUCCAGACGGGUGACAUCAUCGAAUUAAUCUGUGCCGACCUUCACAGCCCCUGGUGGCAGGGCAAAAUCCUGUCAACAAAAGAAGUUGGCUUCUUUCCAAGCGACGCUGUGAAACCAUGCCCAUGUGUCCCAAAGCCCAUUGAUUACUCCUCUCAACCAUGGUUUGCGGGACCAAUGGAACGACUUCAGGCAGAGGCAGAACUCAUCAACCGGAUCAACAGCACCUACCUUGUCCGCCAUCGCAGCAGAGAGUACACAGAGUACGCCAUCAGCAUUAAGUACAACAACGACGUGAAGCACAUAAAGAUCCUGACCAAGGAGGGCUGCUUCCACAUCGCAGAGAAUAAGAAGUUCAGGAGUCUGUUUGAGCUGAUUGAGUACUACAAACAGCACUCUCUAAAAGAAGGUUUUAGGAGUCUGGACACCACUCUGUUGUACCCAUACCGCAACCUGGAGAAUUCUGCAAUGCAUCGUCUCAACCGUUCUGGUGGCAGCAUGUUUACUCCGAAAGUGAUUGGCGUUGCCAUCGCGCGGUACGAUUUCAGUUCACGUGACACACGAGAGCUAUCGCUGCAGGAGGGUGACGUGGUGAAGAUUUACACCAAGUCCGGUGCCAACGGGUGGUGGAGGGGCGAGGUCAAUGGAAGGAUUGGCUGGUUUCCAUCCACCUACGUAGAGGAAGGCGAGUAG